AAUACUCUUUCGUUAACGUGUAGACGUACUGGUGUUAUAUGUGUUUUGCAUGGAACAUGGGACGUAUAUUAGGGUACCUAGCGGAUAACUUUAUCGAUAAGCUAUUUCUUAUUUAAUGAAAGUUUGACUGAUCGCAUUAGCUUUGGAGGUUUAUCUUUAUGACUAUAUAGAAAUACAUCUCAAUCGACCAUGAAGCCAUGGAUAUUAGAAGUGUGUUUACUGAUCGCAUACAUGCAACUUAUUUCUGGUUCAGAACCACAUAAAAAUGUCCGACUCGUCGGAGGAUUCAACAAGUACGAAGGGAGGGUGGAAGUCUUCUGGAACGACACAUGGGGUACGAUAUGCGAUGAUCAGUGGGACAGACGAGAUGCCUGGGUGAUCUGUAAAGAGUUGGGUUUCGGUAGUCCUCUUCAGAUCGCUAGCACGGCCCACUUUGGAUCAGGACCUGGUCCUAUCCUGCUGGAUAACUUGGAAUGUAAAGGAACCGAGCCUACCAUACUGAACUGUUCACAUUCUGGGAUAGGUGUCCAUGAUUGCACUCACUUUGAGGAUGCUGGUGUGGCGUGUUCACCUCCAGUUCUAUGCCUCACUUAUCCAUGUAAUCAAGGGAUCUGUGUUGAUUCAGGAGAUACCUUUCAUUGUAUCUGUAUUCCAGGCUUCACAGGCAAGCUCUGCGAUCAAGAGGUGAACUGCACGUUACCAGACCAGGCUCCACUUGGUGCACACUUUGUGUCGCCGCACACUUCUUACUCGUUUAACGAGGUAGUUCGUGUUGCUUGUACGGACGGACCAUGGUCCACCUCGUGGACUUGCAAUCACAAUGGUCAAUGGAACUCACAUUAUAUACCAUGUGCUUCUCUCUCAGCUGCCUACCGUUCAGCUGCUACACACUCCUAUACCAUCAUCGGGAUUGGAUCAGCAUUGGUUGUUAUAGGGGUCGCCGUCUUUAUCUUUGCCAUCUUCAUUUUAAUUCGGCGUAAGCGACAGCGUGGGGUGGAAAGUCUCUAUGAAAUCUCCAACUUGGCUCGCUUGGAUUCUGUCCAAUCAGCCUACCUGACCAUGACAGGAGGUAAUUCCCCGAUGCCAUCUCCAAGACGGACCAGUUCUGUUCUCAGCACCGAUCCUCUCAUCAAAGCUUCCAGAGCCAACAUGGCGCUUCCACCGACCCCAGCAGAUCUCGUCCGCUCACCGCUAUCCGCGCCUUCGCUUUCAGUUCCAAUCUCCGACGGGAAUCACGAGACAGAGACCCGGACCGAAAGACAGAUCGAUAAGGAGAUCGACAAGCGAAUUGCAACGCAGAGUGAAAAGCAGAUCGCAACUCCAAAUGAAAAGCCGAGUACGAAGCCGAGUGAGAAGCCGAGUACGAAGACGACGGUAACGCGGUCGUCUUCGAACGUCGCCGCGCAAAAGCCACCUGUUGCCCCUGCCCGCCCGAAGAAGAACAACGAACAACGCAGCAAGCCACUUUUCAAGUUCCCGCCGCCACCGCCUAUACCCCUGACGCCUGCACCGAACAAAACUUCGCGCGCAGAUGGGACCAUACCGGCUGCAAACGGUGGUAUGAUGCAUAAUGAUAAAAGCAAGCUCUUGUCCAAGCAGAAGAGUCUUGAGGAUGAAACGUCGCUCAUGGUAUGUGCUGAUGAUCGCAAUUCUAUGAGGUCACAUUUUAAUGAUGAACAUGGCAAUGACUACGGCACGAAAGACAAUUUAAACAAACCCGUACAGUCUCCAUAUGCAAGUAUUUAGUGUGAACACUACUUUAAGAAAAUACAAGCAUAUUAUUCACCAUGUAUAAAUAAGGUGCAAGUUUGAAAUGUACUCAUUGAUUGACUGAUUGUUGUAUCAUUGUAUCUCUCUUUAUACAGUACUCGUUAAUGACGAAUGUGUUUUUCUAUUUUCAGCAAAAUGAAUUCCGAUUAGACUUCAUCUCUUGUGCAUCGAUCACACCUUUGCGUAUUGCUGCGUAUUUAUGGCAAGCCGUUUUUACAUUUAU
Strongylocentrotus purpuratus (purple sea urchin) is the source of this 1993-nucleotide messenger RNA. RefSeq names its product T-cell differentiation antigen CD6. The transcript is spliced from 8 exons. The record is from RefSeq and is a predicted model, not a curated record. Gene Ontology annotation, cellular component: membrane. Bases 190 to 1746 code for a protein of 518 amino acids. Lineage: Eukaryota; Metazoa; Echinodermata; Echinoidea; Camarodonta; Strongylocentrotidae.